AGAGCCGGUCUUACGAAGCCUCGGAAUUACUCCAAGGGGACACCUGAGGACAAACAUAUCUCCUUCUCACUAAACCAACACGUUGCGUUUAUUGUGCCUAAGGACGUAAGGGGGCAAUUUAGAUCAUCUUAAGAGCCGAGCUAAAUACAGACCGUGGAAAUGGUUUAUUUAUAGAGCGGUUAUAGUCUUUUGUCCUGUAUGAAAAGCAAAAAACGUAGGUAUUUAUUUUAUAUAGUAACUUGUCCUUUAAUCGCCACCCAAAUACGUACAGUUAUUACUUAUGAAACUAAUAGUGAGGGCUUUUUUUCUUUCUUUAUUUUCUUUCCCUCUUCUUCCUGCUCUUAUCCUUGCUCUUAUUCUUAUUCGGUUUCCUUUCCUUCAUAUUCCUAUUCUUCCUUUUGUUUAUUUUCGUAUUCUUUUUUUCUUCUCCUUUUUACCUUUAAGGGGGUCACUGAUAACAUAUUUAUCCUAUAAUACAUAGGUUAUGGCAAUGUGGUAACCUGAAAACAUAAUACAUGAUGAAAGUCUGUGGAUGGCUUCACCUUAGAUUGAGUUAAGUACUUCGGUGAUGAUUGUUAGGCCACAUAUGUAAUAGAGGAAGUGGCCAGCAGGUUUGGGGGAUGCUUUGUAAUGGCACUACCAAAAAAGGGUCUUUUACACUCCAUCUAGUACAGCUUCACAUUUGUAAAGGUCGUUCAACAUUUUGUCACCUAACCUAGUAGCCCCGACCGCAGAGCAACCCUUAAGCCGGCCCUAGAUGAUAGUGGAGGUAAUGCUUAGAUAAGUUGUAUAGCUUCAUCUCGCUCGCAAUGUUAUGCUAGGUGCGAUGUCUGGUCAGGAUACUGGCUUUACUAUUCCUCUCUGAGAUCGAAUGUACACGACGAACAAUGCUAUGGUGGUAGGAAGGAGGGGAUAUCUAGUCGUCAUCUUCAUCUUCAAGAAAAGACAUGAUUACUUCCCGGUAGAGUGCGGUAUCUUUGCUGGGGUUCAUGCGAAUGGUUCGCUGCUCUAUUUCUUCUUCGGAUAGUUUAAAGUGGUGAAGAAACCGUUUGCAUUCGGGGAAUGUUGUGGUUAGAACUAUCUUGGUAC
Molecule: messenger RNA, 1089 nt
Organism: Hypoxylon trugodes
Lineage: Eukaryota; Fungi; Ascomycota; Sordariomycetes; Xylariales; Hypoxylaceae
Exons: 1
Coding region: 199-474 (91 amino acids)
Source: RefSeq, a predicted model, not a curated record